CAUAAAUAUAACAACAACAAUUCAUUCUUCUUCAAAGUCAAUCUCUUUCUUUACCCAAACUCAAAACACCAUCAAUGGCCUCCACCCUUACUCAAAUCUCUCUCUUCUUCCUACUUUCAACCCUUUUCUCACAACCCCAUUUCUCAUCAUCCCUCAGACUCCUCAGACUAAACUCCGACGACCCUCAAUUCACUCCCACCCAAUCAAUCUCAGACGUCCACGACCUUCUCCCCAAAUUCGGUCUCCCAAAGGGUCUUCUUCCCAACAAUGUCAAAUCUUACUCUCUUUCAGAAGACGGUAGCUUCAAGGUCGAGCUCCAAAGCCCUUGCUAUGUCUACUUCGAUCGACUUGUGUAUUACGAUAGGAAGAUUACUGGGAAAUUGAGUUAUGGGUCUGUCUCUGAUGUGACAGGAAUUCAAGCCAAGAAGCUCUUUUUUUGGGUUUCUGUUACUAAGAUUCAUACUGAUAAGGGUUCUGAUAGUAUUAGUUUUUAUGUUGGGGCUUUGUCUGAGGAUCUUCCUGCUUCGAAAUUUGAAGAAAUUCCUGGAUGUAGGAGUAAUGGUUGUAAAUUGACUAAUCCACAAUCCAUUUGAGCCUUUCAGGGAAUAGUUGUUCAGUUCAAUCAAUGGUGUUGGCAAACUGAAGUGUAUAAGUACAUAUUUAUAUACUUUUGUUAGUCUUAGUUUGGUACUAAAUGAGCUCUGUUAUGCUAAGUUCACAAUGUGCAUUAUGUUUCAAUUUGAAACUGUGAUUCCAUUUGUGUCUAUAAAUUAUAUGUUAUGUGUUCUUUAUAAUAAGCAACUAUUAAGGCAUUAUUAGUUUAAGAUCAAAAGUUAUAGUUUUUGUUGAA
Messenger RNA from Cannabis sativa, 850 nucleotides. RefSeq lists its product as uncharacterized. The transcript is spliced from 2 exons. The record is from RefSeq and is a predicted model, not a curated record. The coding region runs from base 75 to 593 and encodes 172 amino acids. NCBI's taxonomy places the organism in Eukaryota, Viridiplantae, Streptophyta, Magnoliopsida, Rosales, Cannabaceae.